AGUCUCCUUCAGCAUUCCUGAUGGAGAGGUUCAGGUCUAGCAGAGGGGAGCACGUCAACCCUGCUUACGAUGCCAACUUGGACGAGCCUCCUGUCUAUCAGGAGCCCAAUGAGAGCAGGAUCAUCCGGCCUUCGGUGGUCAGCGCCUUUGGUCACGACACUCUGGACCGAGUGCCCAACAUUGACUUCUACCGUAACGCGGGCAGCGUGAGCGGUCACCGGGCCGUGCGGCCGUCCCUGCAGGAGCUCCACGAUGUCUUCCAGAAGAACGGAGCGAUCUCUGUGCUGGACACAGUCAAGGACGAUGACGAGGAGAGUGAAGAUGCCCCCUCCGAUGAUGUGGAAUCUGCUGCUCCGAUGCCCAGCGACAAAGGAUCUGUCAAGUUUGGCUGGAUAAGGGGAGUCAUGGUGAGAUGCAUGCUGAAUAUCUGGGGUGUCAUUCUCUUCAUCCGGCUCUCCUGGGUGUUUGGACAGACGGGCUGGGGUCUGGGAAUUGUGGUCAUUGCUCUCAGCUGUGUGGUCACCACCAUCACCGGCCUUUCCAUGUCUGCUAUCUGCACCAACGGCGUGGUCAGAGGGGGAGGAGCGUACUACUUGAUAUCUCGCAGUCUGGGUCCAGAGUUUGGAGGAUCGAUCGGCCUGAUUUUUGCCUUUGCCAACGCGGUGGCUGUGGCCAUGUAUGUGGUGGGCUUCGCUGAGACUGUGGUGGAAUUGCUCCUGGAAUAUGACUCCAUCAUGGUUGAUCCAUUGAAUGACAUCCGGAUCAUCAGCUGCAUCACGGUGGUGGUGCUUCUGGGUAUCUCAGUGGCUGGAAUGGAGUGGGAGGCAAAGGCUCAGAUCGUCCUGCUCGUUAUUUUACUGGCGGCCAUCGUGAACGUGUUUGCAGGAACAUUCAUGCCUGCCGACGAUACAAGGAAGUCCCAAGGGUUUUUCGGUUAUAGCGCGGAAAUCUUCUUAGAGAAUUUUGCUCCAGAUUUCAGGGGUUCUGAGUCAUUUUUCUCAGUCUUCGCCAUCUUUUUCCCUGCCGCAACCGGUAUCCUGGCAGGAGCCAACAUCUCUGGAGACUUACGGGAUCCCCAAUCCGCCAUACCUAAAGGUACCUUGCUGGCCAUCGUGAUCACUGGUAUCACCUAUCUGGCUGUGGCCCUGUGUGUAUCUGCUUCCGUUGUCCGAGAUGCCACAGGAAACGUUACAGACGCCAUCAUCUCGCCAAUAUUCUGUAACGGAUCAGCAGCCGCUGCCUGCGAACUUGGCUUUGACUUCUCCUCCUGCGCUGAAAAACCGUGCGCCUAUGGCUUAAUGAACAACUUCCAGGUGAUGUCCAUGGUGUCUGCGUUUGACCCUCUCAUCAUUGCCGGAACCUUCUCAGCCACCCUUUCUUCCGCUCUGGCUUCACUUGUCAGUGCACCGAAAGUCUUCCAGGCUCUCUGCCAAGACAACAUCUACAAGAUCCUGCACUUCUUUGCCAAAGGAUACGGCAAAAACAACGAGCCGAUUCGCGGAUACAUCCUCACGUUCAUCAUCUCUGUGGCCUUCAUUCUCAUCGGUGAUCUGAAUGCCAUUGCACCCAUCAUCUCAAACUUCUUCCUGGCAUCCUACGCUCUCAUCAAUUUCUCCUGCUUCCACGCAUCUUAUGCCAAGUCUCCAGGGUGGAGGCCAGCGUACAAGUACUACAACAUGUGGCUGUCCCUGCUGGGAGCCUUGCUCUGCUGCGCUGUCAUGUUUGUCAUCAACUGGUGGGCCGCUCUGAUAACCUAUGCCAUCGAAAUCCUCCUUUACAUAUACGUCACCGUCAAGAAGCCAGAUGUGAACUGGGGCUCAUCCACACAGGCAGUGACGUUUGUGAGUGCGGUCGGCAACGCUUUGUCCCUUUCUGGUGUUGAAGAUCACGUCAAGAACUUCAGGCCUCAGAUGUUAGUGCUGACAGGUUCAGCACGGGCCAGACCAGCUCUUCUGGACCUGGCUCAGUCCUUUUCGAAGACCUUCGGGCUUUGUAUCACCGCUGAAGUGUUUGUGGGUGCAAGAUCAGAGGCCCUUCAGGAGAUGAACGCUGCCAUGGAGAAAAACCAGCUGUGGCUGAGGAAGACCAAACGCAAGGCCUUUUAUGCAGCCGUGGCUUGCGACGAGUUCAGGGACGGAGCUGACAGCCUGCUGCAGGCCUCUGGUCUCGGCCGCAUGAAGCCGAACACGCUGAUGAUCGGCUUCAAGAAGAACUGGAGGACCGCCGGCACAGACUCAGUGCAGAGUUAUGUGGGAAUACUGCACGAUGCCUUUGACUUGGAAUAUGGAACGGUGAUCCUGAGGAUAAGUGAGGGACUGGAUAUGUCUCACAUUGUCGAAGAAGAAGAAGAGAUGAUGAGGGCGGCAAAGGAGCAACGGGAACUGGAGAAAGAGACGAUGCCCAACGGAGGAAAACCCAAAGGCCUCUUCAGGAAGUCCAGGAACUCCUCCCAGCAAGUGCUCACGACAAGAGUGUCAGUGUGCGGCCCGCCACCCGCUCAGGUUGCCAAGAUGAAUGAGAGGCUGACCGAGGCCGGCCAUCAGUUUAAGAAGAAGCAGCCUAAAGGCACCAUCGACGUGUGGUGGCUGUUUGACGAUGGAGGCCUUACCCUGCUGCUCCCCUACAUCCUCACCACCAGGAAGAAGUGGAAAGACUCUAAAUUAAGGAUCUUCAUUGCUGGGCAGCCUGGACGCAGCGAGCUGGAUAAAGAGGAGAUGAAGUCACUGCUGCAGAAAUUCAGAAUCAACUGCAGCGACAUCACCGUGGUCGAUGACAUCCACGUGCCCCCCCGAUCUGAGAGCUCCAGGAAGUUCGAGGAAAUGAUCGAGCCCUUCCGUCUGCGCGAGGGUUCCGGAGACAGCGUUCAGGCUGCGGCCAUGAGGAAACAGAAUCCCUGGAAAAUCACCGACGAAGAGCUGAGCAGCUUCGAGGAGAAGACCAACCUCCAGAUACGAUUGAAUGAGCUCCUUCAAGAACACUCAAAACUGGCCACUCUGAUCGUUGUGAGCAUGCCCAUCGCUCGUAAGGAAUCUAUUUCUGAUUUCCUCUACAUGGCCUGGCUGGACAUCCUGACUAAGGAUCUCCCUCCGACCCUGCUCAUGAGAGGCAACCACAAGAGCGUGCUCACCUUCUACUCCUGAGCACCUGGUUGAUGGUAAUAGGAACAAUAGUAGAGCCGUAACAUACAGCGAUUUUAAACUAAAUCCGGCUGACAACAUUUAUACACCAGGACUCAUUCAAACAUGCAAGAAGUAAAAGACAGGUUUUAUAAAGCUUUACCUUCGGCCCAAAAGUUUUAUUAUUUAUCCACAUUUUCUCUGCUCAGUCUGUUAAGGUUCUCUAUGGAUAAAUUUUAUACUUUUUUGCUAAAUGAGUAGUUGAACUUUUACUAAGAAAAGCAUCUUGAUACUACAGUUUAUGGCUACAAAAGAAAAAAACAUUUGACUGUUUUGUUGUGCUGCCAGAGUCACAUCACUAAAUGUUUUAAUUUGAUGUCUGUGCAUAAGUCUGAAUGUGAAUUUAGCAACACAGGUGAUGUUUAAGCUUCUCACAGUAUUGGCUCAGGACUAAAGCAUGACUAAAAGUGUAGAAAAGGAACUUAAAGUCAUAAUUUGGGGUUGAAAUGACCUGGACUUGGCCAGACCACUUCUAUGAACAAAAACAAACAAAAACACGGCUGCUACAAAAGUUACACUAAGUGACUGUGACUGUAAAGUAAAUGUACAUAGUAGACAUAUGACAUCAAUACAAGUACCUUAAUUAAUAAAAUGACACUACCAUUGUUACUUUAUGUUUCAUCUAAAUAUUUGGUGAUAUUGAUUUGAUCUUCAGUAUAUUCACUGAGUGUAAAAUACAUAGCCAUGAUACAAUAUCUGUAAUGUUAUUAUCACAGUACAUCUGAAAUUAAAUAUUGAAAACUGUCAAUCCAAAUCAUUUGUAUAUUUUAGCCUACUGACUGUCUUUCUUUUUGAAAAUGGA
Molecule: messenger RNA, 3978 nt
Organism: Salarias fasciatus (jewelled blenny)
Lineage: Eukaryota; Metazoa; Chordata; Actinopteri; Blenniiformes; Blenniidae
Gene: slc12a1
Product: solute carrier family 12 member 1
Exons: 26
Coding region: 21-3140 (1039 amino acids)
Biological process (GO): chloride ion homeostasis; sodium ion transmembrane transport; potassium ion import across plasma membrane
Cellular component (GO): apical plasma membrane
Molecular function (GO): sodium:potassium:chloride symporter activity
Source: RefSeq, a predicted model, not a curated record